AUGGACGGUGGAAGAACUGACUCAAGUUUUCUGUUUUUAGGAGAACGCGGUCAGACAGAAAACGACACUGAUAAGUCAACUGAAAGUUUAUUGUUAGGUAAUUCAAAAGUGACUGAAAAACGAGGUUAUCAAAGAAGUGCUAGAGCUGAAGCCAGAUUUAUGACAAAGAAGAAUGCCAGUGCUAUACUUGAAUGUUGGUCUUUAUGUCCAUUUAGAUGGAAAAGGAAUAGAUUUAAAUGCGCUUACUGUGAAGAUAAUUUCACUGAAUGCUCAGAGCUUCGGUCUCACGUUAGACUUUGCUCGACCCAACACAGUGUUAAAGAUAUUUACAGUAAAUUCAAAGAAAUGUCACUCAUAAACGUUGACAUUACUGAAGCCAUAUGCAGAAUUUGCGCCAUGCCGUUUCAAGAUGUAACAGAUAUGAAGCACCACGUAAUAAACCAUGGUUAUGACGUAGACUCCUCUUAUCCCGAUGGUGUUCUACCAUUUUGUUUGGACAAAGAGUCGUGGAGGUGUGUAAUAUGUCAAGAGUCGUUCAAUAACUUCCUCAAACUGUAUGAACAUAUGAAUAUACAUUACCAGCACUACAUUUGUGCGACUUGCGGAAAAGGGUACAUGACAGCGCCUCGAUUACGUAAACAUUCUGAAGUCCAUAUAACGGGCACCUUUCCAUGUAAUAAGUGUAGGCGAGUAUUCACUAUGCGUGCGGCCAGAGAUUAUCACAAAGCCCACGCCCACGCAAAAGGACCUCGUUACGAAUGUCCACAAUGUAAUAUGAGAUUUGGAGGCUAUUAUGAAAGGAUGAAUCAUUUGAAUGAAGCUCAUAGAGAAAAGGAGGUUUCUUAUAAAUGUGCUCACUGUGAAUUAUCUUUCAAAACUAGUGGAAAGCGAGCAAUCCAUGUACGGUCGAUACAUUUUCCUCAACAGCGCAAUUUUCCUUGCCCUUUUUGUAAAUGGUUAUUUAAAACUGGCUACGAAUUAAAAAGGCACAUGGUGAAACAUACGGGUGAAAGAAAUUUUUGUUGUGCGGUAUGUGGAAAGACCUUCCCAAGAAAUAGAGCACUGAAAACUCAUCUCAAAACUCAUGAAGAUCUUAGUUGUUCCGCUAUUGCGGACUCUGAAGAUGUAGUGGUAGAAAGACGCGUUAGAAAGUUAAAGGAGAACGUUUGCGCGCGGCAGAUGCGUCGGCGGCGGCGUGCCAACAAUGAGCUCCCAGAGGAAUCUGAGAAGCGAAUAUCAAAAACGAUGAUGCGUCGAAAUGCUAUGACGCUUCUAGAAUAUUCUACAGCUUGGGCUUUUCGAUGGUUCCAAAGCGCUUUUUAUUGUUCCUAUUGUGAUACUAAAUUUGUUGACCCAAUACUUUUGAGAGAUCACGUUCGGACUUUUCAUAUUAUUGAAGUACCUACAAGGCGUAUAUUCUCAAAACUCACUGAAAAUAACAUGGUUAAAAUAGACGUUUCCGACUUACGCUGUAGAUUGUGUGAUUAUCAACUUAGUAGCGUGGAAUUGAUGAAGAAACAUCUAAUAUCUGUGCACGAAAAAUUUUUUUACCUAAACUAUAAUGAUGGUGUUCUGCCAUUCAUACUAGAACCUAAUAGAUUUAAUUGUCAAAUGUGUAAUGCAGUGUUCUCUAGUUUUUGCAAAAUUAACGAACACAUGAACACUCAUUAUAAAAACUACGUCUGCGAUGCAUGUGGGAAAGCAUUUAUAUCAAAAUCAAGAUUUAGAACUCACGUACAGUCACAUGAAGUCGGUAGUUUCCCUUGUGGGGAGUGUAAGGAGGUACUAGAAACUAGGGCUGCUAGAAUGUGCCACAGAUUAAGGAUACAUAAAAAAGGCAUUCGAUAUACAUGCCCAUAUUGCCCUGAAGUAUUCACAACUUAUUAUGCCAGAGCUAAACAUUUAGUAGAUGGACAUGAUCAGCAAAAAAGAGAUUAUAAGUGUUCAUCUUGCGGGAAAUUGUUUGAGACAAGUUGUAAACGUGCAGCCCAUGUUCGCAUUAACCAUAAACCUUUGGAAAAACGUUACGACUGUCCCAAUUGCCCAUGGUACUUUGUUAGCCCAGAAGAGCUGGAAACAACAAAAAGGUCAAUAAAGAUUGAGUGGAGAAAGAAACGCCCAUUUUUAGAGAACAAGGCGAAUUCUGCCCUAAUAUUAGAUUGCUCCAACGCUAUAGUAUUUCGUUGGUCGCGUGGAAAAUUUCUCUGCGCUUAUUGCCCAGAAACGUUUCAAAAUGUGAAAGAAAUCCGCACACAUUGUGAUAUACAUGAUAAACUUACAGUCCUACAGAAACCGGAAGUUCGCAAUUCCUUUCCUCUUAAAAUAGACAUCACAGAUCUAAAAUGCAAGCUGUGUGAUAACAACUUGAAGAAUUUGACAGAUCUCAAAAACCAUUUAAUUGGAGCGCACGAUAAAAAAUUUGACGCAAAUUAUGAUGAUGGUGUUAUUCCUUUCGUAUUAACUGGUUCAGAGUACAGAUGUGUUAUUUGCGAUAAUUUAUUUGAAAGCUACGUGAACUUGUUUAGUCACAUGAAUAAGCAUUACCAAAGUUUUGUUUGCUAUACAUGUGGGAAAGGAUACUCGGCUAAAUAUAAGCUUCGGGCACACCAGAAAUGUCACGAAACUGGCAAAGUGCCAUGUUCAAGGUGUGACAUGGUGUUUUUAAACCAUGUCAUUAAAAAUCGACAUGUUGCCACUGUUCAUGGUUCGAAAAAACGUUAUCGCUGCCCAAUUUGCGCCAUGGCAUUCGAGUCUUGUCAUUCUAGACUGAUUCACCUUGGAACGGUCAAGACAUUUAUGUGGAAAAGGAGACGAAGGCUUUAUAAUGACCAAAGAGAUAAUGCGGCGACUCUAAUAGAAUUUUCAAACGUUUGUCCUUUUCGCUGGAAACGUGGAGCAUUUGCGUGUUCCCAUUGUCCAAGAACAUUCGGCAAUUUUAAAGAUGUUAGCGAUCAUAUGCAGGAGCAUCCCAAUCGCCUCGAGGCAAUGCGAUACGCGCGACCCUACGAUAAUGUAAAGAUUGAAAUAAGUAAUCUUCGAUGUGAAAUCUGCCAGCAAAAUAUGAAUGGCAUAGAACAUCUUAUAGACCAUUUAUUUGAAGUUCACCAAAAGCCAAUCGUGAAAGAUAUAGGACUUGGCGUAACUCCAUUUAUUUUAAGGGACAAGGAAAUGCUUUGCACUCAUUGCGACGAACGAUUCUUAUUGUUUUCGAGACUCAACAGCCACAUGAACCAACAUUACCCUAACAAUAUUUGCUCCCAUUGUGGUAAAUCUUUCUCUGCUGUUCACCGCCUAAAAGCUCAUCAGUUGAUCCACGAAUCAAACGAUCAAGAACAUAAAUGCACUAAAUGCGACGAAAUAUUCGAGACGAGAGCAUUAAAAAAUUAUCACAUAAACACAAAACAUGCUGCAGAAAAUCGAUACAGAUGUCCGUACUGUAAAAUAUCCUUCAAACGAUAUUCCGACAGAGUGAGACAUCUGAAACAAUUCCACAAUCAGAUCGUCGAAUAUCCCUGCCAUUUGUGCGCAGCGGUUUUUGCAAUGUCCGAUCAAAGAACGAAGCAUAUAAGAAACGUUCAUAUUAAACAUAAACAGUUCCAAUGCGACUUCUGCCCAAGCAAGUUUGUCACAGCUGGACAGUUAAAGAAUCAUUUGGUGAAGCACAGUGGCCUUAAGGAGUACCAGUGUGACGUGUGUAAGAAGAACUACGCGAGGGCUCGAACGUUAAAAGAACAUAUGAGAAUACACAAUAAUGAUAGACGAUUUGUCUGUGAAUAUUGCAAUAAUGCGUUCAUUCAAAAGUGCAGUCUUAAAAGUCAUAUCCGAACACAUCAUCCAAACGCGGAAUCUGUGAAAAUAUCAAUU
Molecule: messenger RNA, 3864 nt
Organism: Brenthis ino (lesser marbled fritillary)
Lineage: Eukaryota; Metazoa; Arthropoda; Insecta; Lepidoptera; Nymphalidae
Source: the annotation of a GenBank genome assembly